Molecule: messenger RNA, 1893 nt
Organism: Electrophorus electricus (electric eel)
Lineage: Eukaryota; Metazoa; Chordata; Actinopteri; Gymnotiformes; Gymnotidae
Gene: ube2d1b
Product: ubiquitin-conjugating enzyme E2D 1b
Source: RefSeq, a predicted model, not a curated record
GUUCAGUAACCCUCCUAGCUAACCAAGCUAACUGGCUACUUCAAUCUCGGUAGGUAGCGAGGUUCAUUAGACGGACAGCGUUUAGUUCUCUGAUGUCACCUUUAGAGAAAGAUGGCCAACAUCCUGAACUAUUUUGGAGAGAAAUAACCCAUGUUAUUUAUGUUAGAACUGUUCAGCAGCAUGGUGUUAUUUAUAUUUGAAGGCAUAAAUGGGAGUGCCGCGUUAGCGCUCUUAGCUAAGCUAGCCUGAGACUGCGCUAGUCUCAGCGAUCAACUCAACUGUCAACAUUGCGUCGUGUCAUUUAGGUAGCUCGUUAUUCUAAACAUCGUUUAGGUCAUUGGUUACGGUGGCUAUUGUGCUUUGUCAUCAUGUAGAGGAACCACUGCACAGUCUGUGUAGGCAGCCCAGGUCACGUUAGCUAGGUUGGCUAACGUUUUUGUAUUAGCACGCUAGCUAACACCUGCCCUCAGAGUCAGCUUUUAGCUUUAGCUUGGUUAGCUGGGUUUAGCUUGUUAGCUAAUGCUAGCCUGUAUUUGGAUUAGUUGCCAGCUUGUCAGUUUUAGAUAGCUAUGUUAGCUGGCGAAGUCUAAUAUUUUGGUGAGCACAACGUCAACAACAGUAGCUAAACAGUGAGUUAAAAAGCUACAAUGAAAGUGCAGCUAAUUCAGAAGGCCUGCCUAACCGAACUGUGGCUAGAUACAGCUCCGAGUCUCCCUUCCUUACAUCCGUGUGUAUUUGGAGAGAGCCAUGCUAAACAAAGACACGAGUAAGCUAGCUCGGGUUAUACAGCACGGCUCAGCUGGACACGGGCGCUCGGUUUGGACUCGCAGCUGUCGCGCUGUUCUGUGUGGCUGGACUGAGCCGGCGGUUACUGGGGUGUGUGACUUUCUCCGAGUCUCUGCUGUUUCCUAACACCAAACAUGGUGAUUCAACAGGAGCUUCAAGAUUUGCAAAGGGACCCACCUGCACAGUGCUCUGCUGGACCUGUGGGGGAUGACUUGUUUCACUGGCAGGCAACAAUAAUGGGACCUAGUGAUAGUGCAUACCAAGGUGGGGUCUUCUUUCUUACUAUCCACUUUCCCACAGACUACCCCUUCAAACCACCAAAGGUAGCGUUUACAACAAAAAUUUAUCAUCCAAACAUAAACAGUAAUGGAAGUAUUUGCUUGGACAUCUUGAGGUCACAGUGGUCCCCAGCAUUAACAGUUUCAAAAGUUUUAUUGUCCAUAUGCUCAUUGCUUUGUGACCCAAACCCGGAUGACCCCCUAGUCCCAGACAUAGCACACAUCUACAAAUCAGACAAAGAAAAAUACAACAGACUAGCAAGAGAAUGGACCCAAAAGUAUGCAAUGUGAAGACUUAAUGGACAUUUUUUAAGUCACAAAUCACUGUAAAUUCUAGUAUCUAAAAAGUACUUAGGUUAUAUUAUUAAACACCUUGUACUGUUAAUAUUUUCCAUCUGCAAUGACCAAUUAUAAUAGCUGAACUAGUAUUCUGGAGGGGGCUGUGCUUUGCACAAGCGUGAUGAAGCGGUUGCUAAUGUAGCGCGUUUGGUCAUGCCCCCUAAAACGGUGUUGGGCACUUUGUGUUUUCUUGUUAUAUAAAUCCUAUUUAAGAUUGGCAUGAAGUUAUACAACUGUAGUUACCUCGACAGAGGGAAAUCAAGCAGUUUUAUUGUGUCUCUCAUUCAAUUGAUUACAUUUUCUUUACAUAUUUUAUUGUAUAGUUAAACACAACUAUACUGAAUUAUUUUUUUUUUCCAUUAAAAGUUUUUGAAAAAGUAUGCAUAUGUGAUUGUUCUCUUUUUAAAAUCUUAUUGUUUCCAUUACACACACAAAUUUAGAUAUUGGGCUAUGUGAAACAGGUGUGUUCAAUAAAAAUAUCUAACUUGGA